Coccomyxa subellipsoidea C-169 is the source of this 2301-nucleotide messenger RNA. RefSeq lists its product as hypothetical. Gene Ontology annotation, biological process: phosphatidylcholine metabolic process; phospholipid catabolic process. Lineage: Eukaryota; Viridiplantae; Chlorophyta; Trebouxiophyceae; Coccomyxaceae. Bases 1 to 2301 code for a protein of 766 amino acids. The transcript has 17 exons. The record is from RefSeq and is a predicted model, not a curated record. Gene Ontology annotation, molecular function: D-type glycerophospholipase activity; calcium ion binding. Gene Ontology annotation, cellular component: plasma membrane.
AUGGUUUGGCUGCAUGGGAUGCUCCAUGUUGUCAUUCAUGAAGCAAAAAACCUGCCUCGUGACAGCAGGAGAGCGCGAACGAGCAUCAAAGAACAGAGCUUCAACCCUGUGUGGAAUGAGGUCUUCGACAUAUUCGUAGCAGACCAGGAGGAAUAUGUCUGGCUCACGCUGAAGGAUGCUGACAGCAUUGGGGCGCCGACCAUGGGCCUGACGCGGGUGGCAGUGGCUGAGCUGGUAAAGGGGCAGGUGUUUGAGGAGUGGUUCCCCCUGGUGGACACCGUCAUGCACUCCCUGAAGCAUGGCGCCGCGCUGCGAGCCACUGUCAGCUUCAGGUCGGUGUUUGCAGAUGAGGACUUCAGGCCGGGGACCAUGAACAGGGGCAUCCCGUUCACAUACCUGCCCAUUAGGGAUGGCUGCCGGCUCACACUCUACAACGACGCCCACCAGGAGCUGGACACUCCUCCCAUACAGCUGUCAGAUGGGGGCAGCUUCCAGCCGCGUGGCGCCUGGACAGAUCUGUACGAGGCGCUCUGCAGCGCGCAGCACCUCAUCUACAUCGCCGGAUGGUCUGUCUAUGACAAGAUCACGCUCAUCCGGGACCCCUCCAAGCCCAUGCUUCCCAGCGAAAUACCCACCCUUGGGGAGCUGCUAAUUAAGAAGGCAGAAGAGGGCGUGCGAGUGCUGCUGCUUGUCUGGGAUGAUCAGACAUCCCUGAACAGCCCCCUGCUGCGCAAUGGAAUGAUGGCCACUCAUGACGAGGACACCCGGUUAUUCUUCGCGGACAGCAAGGUCGAGUGUGCUCUGGUGCCAAGAGAGGGAGGCACAGUGGACAGCGUGACACAGAAAAUCACCAAGGGCAACAUGUUCACGCACCACCAGAAGUCUGUCAUCCUUUCAACUGUGUGUUUUCACGACAGGGAUCCCAACGUGCGCCAAAUGACGGCCUUCAUGGGGGGGCUUGAUCUGUGCGAUGGGCGGUAUGAUACUCCUCAGCACACCCUUUUCCACACCCUCAACACCGUGCACUCGGAGGACUACCACCAGGCCUGCUGCCCUGAGGCAAACCCCAAGUUUGGAGGUCCCAGGCAGCCCUGGCAUGAUAUCCACUGCAGGCUGCAGGGCCCGGUGGCCACUGACGUCCUAGUGAACCAUGUGCAGCGCUGGCUGAAGCAGGCGUCCGACAAAGUGGACAAGCUGCUGCCCCUGCCAGAGAUGCCGAACCUGAUAGCGCCGGAAACACAAAUGCGUGGCCCCGGCGACCCUGCCGCGUUUGUGGUGGACCCGGCAGACCCGGAAGCAUGGCGCGCGCAGCUGUUCCGCUCCAUCGACUCUGACUCGGCGGGCGGCAUGCCCCCCGGCAGUGAAGCCUCCGCGCUCGGCCUGGACAGCGGCAAGGGCAAGGUGAUUGACGCCAGCAUCCACUCGGCCUAUGUGACAGCGAUCCGGCGCGCCCAGCGGUUCAUCUACAUCGAGAACCAGUAUUUCCUGGGCAGCUCGCACGCGUGGCCGGCCGACAGAUCCGCGCCCUGCCGCCACCUCAUCCCCCUCGAGAUUGCCCUCAAAGUCGUGUCCAAGAUCAACGCGGGGGAGCGCUUUGCUGUCUACAUUGUCCUGCCCAUGUACUCUGAAGGCGACCCGGAGAGCGGCUCGGUGCAGGAGAUUUUGCGCUUCCAGACGCACACAAUGCGCAUGAUGUAUACUCUCAUUGGAGGGGCCCUGCGCGCGAAGGGCUCGGCCGAGCACCCGCGCGAUUACCUCAACUUCUUCUGCCUCGGCAACCGCGAGGCUGUGCUGCCAACAGACCCCGUGCCUGACAUGACACCUCCACCCACCUCCUACUUGGCUCGUGCCCAGGCAGCACGCCGCUUCCUCAUCUAUGUGCACUCCAAGAUGAUGAUUGUGGAUGAUGAGUACAUAAUAGUGGGCAGCGCCAACAUCAAUCAGCGGUCCCAGGACGGCACGCGCGACACCGAGCUCGCCGUCGGAGCCCUGCAGCCGCGCCACGUGCAUGGGUUCCGGCUGGCGCUGUGGAAGGAGCACACAAACGGCAUCUUUGACUCCUUCUAUGACCCCUCCAGCCUCACGUGCGCGCGUGAGAUGCACGGCAUAGGCAAGGCCAACUGGGACGCGUUUGUGUCGCCCAUGGUCACAGACCUGUACGGCCACCUGCUGCUCUACCCCAUCCAGGUCAACCCAGACGGCAGCAUCCAAGAGAUGCCCGGAGCGGAGUGCUUCCCAGAUUCAGCUGCGCGCGUGUUCGGAGCCACGUCUGUGUCAUUGCCGGACAUUCUCACCACUUGA